AUGGAUUCCGCGAGAACUACCGUGUUGUCCAAGUCGUCGGACAAUUUCUCGUUCGACAUUUUGGCCCAUCGAUUCGAUCAUCAUCAAGCCACAGGCCGGCAUCAUCAAACGAUCGAGAGGAUCACAACCGAGAAUAUUCUUCUAUAUAGUCUUAUCGCCGUCUAUCAGAAAAAUCAGUCAAAGUCAGCCAAUAUCUUAAAGCAGGCAGAGAGAGAACUCGCGAAAAUGGAAAAAGCAAUCCAGCAUUACGGUGACGAAAAAGUAGCUGCCGAGCAGGAUUGGUUGGCAUUUUGGGGAAUCGAGAAAGUCCCCGUUACACCUAACGGCUGGAUCUAA
Molecule: messenger RNA, 336 nt
Organism: Hypoxylon trugodes
Lineage: Eukaryota; Fungi; Ascomycota; Sordariomycetes; Xylariales; Hypoxylaceae
Exons: 1
Coding region: 1-336 (111 amino acids)
Source: RefSeq, a predicted model, not a curated record